Messenger RNA from Baudoinia panamericana UAMH 10762, 1905 nucleotides. RefSeq lists its product as uncharacterized. Gene Ontology annotation, biological process: regulation of transcription by RNA polymerase II. Gene Ontology annotation, cellular component: nucleus. The record is from RefSeq and is a predicted model, not a curated record. The coding region runs from base 1 to 1905 and encodes 634 amino acids. Gene Ontology annotation, molecular function: RNA polymerase II cis-regulatory region sequence-specific DNA binding; DNA-binding transcription activator activity, RNA polymerase II-specific. NCBI's taxonomy places the organism in Eukaryota, Fungi, Ascomycota, Dothideomycetes, Mycosphaerellales, Teratosphaeriaceae. The transcript has a single exon.
AUGUUGGGACAGUCUCACCAUCUGGCUGCUGCCCGACCGUUUCCUGAGGCUUAUCGCGUGCGAAAUGGCGCUUCACCUGACCGGACAGACUUACGCGGAGACCCGCAAUCAUUACGCAGGAAGGAGACCAGACGGGACGAUGACUUCGAGUCCGACAACGAGGUGAAGGCCGAGUCUACAGCUGGACCACCGUCCAAACGGCAGAAAGUGGGCUUCGCAUGCGAUGCAUGCGGUAAGUCCUACACGGAGAAGCGCGCGCUCGCAAGGCACAAACACACCGAACUUCAUCGCCGUACUGUCGGACUUCCACCGCUGGAGAAGUUCGCGUGUACCCAGCCAGGUUGCAACAAAAGCUUCACGCGGGAUCAUGAUCGCGCCAGACACGAGAACGAAGCGCACAAAGGCCGUAAGAGAACAGCCGCUAACGCCAAGGCGACAUUCACCAGCGGACAUCGGCAGGAAAGCGAUGCUACUGAAUCCUCACCCGAGGACCAGGGGAUGCUUGGUGUUGAGGGGAGAGACUUUGUCACCACGAUAUCUCCAGGAAAUGAGUGGAGCCAGUUCUCCAGCGAAAUGGAGAUUGACAGCGAAGCCGCCAAAUGGCGAAGUCACUUGAAAGUCAGCAAAGUGUUGGGCUUAGGGUCGCCUGAGACUGUCACCAUCUUGUCGGAGAGAGCGAGCAGCCGACACUCAAGCGAAAUGGAUGCAGAUAGCGCAUCGGCGAAAUGGCGCAGUCAUCUAAAAGCUAGCAAAAUCCUAGGUCUGAGUCCUCCUGAGACGAUGUCGCCUCACACAGACACAACAUCUAUCUCGCAAGGCUAUCCUGUCAGUCCGAGGGCUGAGGUUCAUCGUCAAGGGAGCCGUGUCGUCGGUGAGACCUUCUUUCUCUCGAGCGAAGAAUCAGAGGAGGAGGUUGUGGGCCCACCAGCACCGAAGAAAAAAAGCUGGUUUCAAGCAGAGUCAGAGGAUGAAGCGUGCGAAGCUUUGCGUCGGCCCAGUACUCAAACUAGUGCUGAAGCCGAAAGAAGCACGUCCAGCGUAGCCGACUCUGCGAUUGACAUGACUGAUUCAUCUAUCCACGAGCCGAAAAGGCCUUCCAUAACGACCUACGACUACCGUAGCGAGCAGCACGAACAGCGGGAAGCCGCCUCGGACGCGUCAUCCUCCAGAAAGCCAUCUGCGGAAAGCCAUCGAUCCGCCACGCAAGCGCCAAGGCGCCCUUCAACAAAUGAGAAGUACCGGCCUAGCAUACCGAUCCGGCCUAAGAUUAGUGUCAUUCAGAAGAACGGCAAGAGCAAAAUUGUUUCCCCAGAAGAGGGUUUGAUCUGCGUCUUUUGCAACCAGCCGUUCGAGAGCGAACAGAGCAAGCUUUGGCCGCAUCUUCAAAAGCACCUCGAGGCGUUCAGCGGUCGAACGGCCUAUACCUGCGACGAAUGUCAGAUCGGCUUUGUCCACAAGUCAGAUUUGCUUAGGCAUCAAACUUGCGUUGAGACGUUCGGCCAUUGCGGAUAUAGCUUCAACCACCAACAACGAUGCACGGGACAUCACUCACCCAAGUUGGACCAGCUAGAGAGUGAGUUCACCGAUCGGGACAGCUUCCUCAUCUGCAGCCAGCUUCGCCAGUGGGAGAUCAAGCAACUACAACUAUAUAUCUCCCAGAUUCAGGACCUGCUCAUGAAGCGGCAAUCACAAGUCAGCAACGUCUUUUCGAUUGAGGCGUUGAUGGGAUCACCUGACGAUUCGUCCUCGAUCUACGCCUUCAGCAUCAAUACCUAUGUCUCUGCGCCGGAUAAGCGGCAGAGCGGCACUAUGGAUAUGGGCGGACUUCAGAAGCGGAUGAAGCAGAUGUCGCUCAAGACCACGCCUCUGCCUGAACGGCAGAACCCGAACAAAGCUAAGUCUUGA